GUGUGCGCGCGAGGCGGCGGGAUGAGCGGGGCGCUGGGCCGCUGGCGGGCGCGGGGCUCCCUGCGCCUGCCCGGCCCCCGGAGGUGGCUGUCGCGGCGGCGGGAGCCGGAGGAGGAGGGCGCGGAGGACGAGGGGCCCAUCCCCUUCUCGGCCAGCAAGGCCAGCCCGCGGGUGUGGAGCGUCGGGCGGUCCAUGGGCAGCGACCAUGAGCGGUCGUGGUUGAAGGUGCUGCCCGUCAGCGUGCUGUGCGGCGGGCUGCUGCUCUGGGCCGUCUUCCGGGAGAAAACGGAGAUCGACGAGCGGCUGGAGGCGAUUUUCUCCGGGCAGGAGGUGGAUUCGCUCGAUGCGGCCCCAAAAAGCGCGGCUUCCUUGGGGCCGCAGCAGGAGAAGUGACGGGAGCGCGGCUGCAGCGAGGGAGCUGCCGGCAGCCAGCCGGUGUUCGCCCGGUACUGACACUUUAACGGGAAAACUUGUUUAUUUUUCCAGCCCACCGGCAGCCUUACCUCACAGCCUUGAUUCCCUCAGCCCCUGCCGCUGGGCCGGGGGUCGUAAUUCACACUGGUAGCGCAAGGAGCGGUUUCUCUCCGCGCCGCGGGGUAGGGACGAACAGGAACGUGUUGUGAACCGAGUGGCAUCUGCAGAUGGGUUUUGUGCAGCCCUGGAUUGUUUUUCUCAGAUGCACAAGGGUGUUAAGGUAGCCAAGCUCUAAGUCUGUAAAAUUGCCACUGAAGGUGACCUUCAUUUGACAUUUUGCUAGUCACAGAGUAUGUUCGACUUGCGUUGAAGACAACUGUAAGUGUAUGAUUCAUUAAUAUGUGAUUAUUUGCGCUCUGAUUAUUUUUGUAAUUCCACUAAAUAACAGAAAUUACUAUCUUCAAGCCCUUAA
Messenger RNA from Calidris pugnax (ruff), 886 nucleotides. RefSeq names its product chromosome unknown open reading frame, human C16orf91. Bases 22 to 393 code for a protein of 123 amino acids. The record is from RefSeq and is a predicted model, not a curated record. NCBI's taxonomy places the organism in Eukaryota, Metazoa, Chordata, Aves, Charadriiformes, Scolopacidae. The transcript is spliced from 2 exons.